Pelecanus crispus (Dalmatian pelican) is the source of this 2256-nucleotide messenger RNA. The record is from RefSeq and is a predicted model, not a curated record. NCBI's taxonomy places the organism in Eukaryota, Metazoa, Chordata, Aves, Pelecaniformes, Pelecanidae.
GCAGGCUGUAUGUACCGAGUAGUUCAGACGACGGGACCAGAUGGAAAAAAUCUUCUGAAAUUACUUCCAAUUUUUAAAUCUUCUGGAACCUUUGUGCCAAUAGUUCCGUCUUCAGCCAUGCCAAAUAAUUCUAAAGCGAGUAUUUCUAGUCCAGUCCAUCUUACUUUUAAGACACAGCUUGCCAGUACUACUGCAUCUUCAUCUGUUAAGAUACCUGUUUUUCAGUCUCCUGAUCCUGGAAAGAUUAUUCUUACAAGGACAUUAGACAAACAGGAAAGUGUUAGGGCAGGUUCUGAAAAAGAAAGCUUAAUUCCAAAAUCAACUGCUAACAUCCAGAACAGUUGUGUUUCAGUUGAUAGACUGUCUUUGCAGAACAUUGCUGUAACAAGUUCAUCUAACCAGAGUAACACUGCAUACAUGUUGGUAAACACAAAAAGUCUUCCAGUUACUGUGAAGUCUCCAGUACUGCCCUCUGGCCACCACCUCCAGAUACCAGCUGAUGCAGAAGUGAAAUCUGUCCCAGCUUCUUUUUUACCACCUGCCAUACAGCAAAAAAUACUUGCGGCUACAGCAACAAAUGUGUCUGGAGGAGCUGACAGUACAAAAAUGCCAACUGUUAUUUACGUGUCACCAGUGAACACAGUGAAAACGGUAAUUCCCAAGCGUUUGCAAGCCAUUUGCCCAAAACCUGCGACAGAAGUUUCAAAAACAUUAAUAAUGACAGCUACACAAAAGGGAAGUAGUUCUUCUCCUGAGACAGUAACAUCUGAUGGUCAGCAGCGCCAGCAAACUCCAAUGAAAUGGAUUGUGCAAGAAAGUCCACAGUCAUCAGCGCCUUGCCUUAUUCCUGUAAAGUCAUCAAAUAAUAUGGCUUCCAAGAUCUUGAAAACUUUGUCAGACAUGAAGAAUGUAGAAGUUAACUCUGCAAAUAUUUUACCACUCUGUUCUAGUGGUCCUGGUGGAAGCCAAACAAAAAUUACGUCUAUUAAAGAUAAUGCUCUCGUCAUGUACAAUGGGAAAGUCUAUUUGUUGACCAAAAGAGGCUCUGAUGUUCUGUCAGCCCAAGCUGACAAACAAGCAUCUUCUUCUUCUGAUGCUUCACUUAAAAAUGAAACAUCCAAGCUAAUCGAUUCUACUGCAGUCAACAAAAUAACCAAUAAAGUAGUGAAUCUGGUAUUAUCAAAAAACAAAGUAAUGGUGCUGUCUCAGAAAGAUGCAAACCCAUGUACAAACUCAAAAAAUUCUUCACCAACUGGCUUAAGAAAUGACUUACAAUCUACACCUGCAACUCUGGUGACACCAAGUGCUAAUCAGCAGAAUUCCACUGUAAACCAGAGAAAGAGUUUGCCCUUCACCGAGAGCAUUUCAAGUGGAGUGACCCUUAUUACAGCAGUAGGGACACAGGAAAAUGUAUGCCAAAAUGGCAAAGAAAAGAUUAAUUCCCCCAAAGCAGCAAGUGCUGUUUUACCUCAGUGUAAGCAAGAGUGUGCUUUCAGUGAAGACUGGCAAAAGAUCCAGUGUGAAAAGAUGGAUUCACCGGGAAAGGUUCAAAUCAAACACCAAGAGAAGCCACACUGGAAACAAUACUUGGAAUUAAGGAAAAAAUUUGGUCUCUCUAAGGAGGAGAGAGUGUACCUUAAGAGAAUACCAUUAAGGACCUCCUAUGAGAAACCAGAAGAAAGGGUUUGUUCCAGUAACAGCUUGAAACAGAAAAAUGAUUCUUGCAGUUCGUCGUCGUUAGAUGUGGAAAUAACAAAUGAACAUCAGGAAUGUGUUAAAGAGGAAAAGAUAAUUGUGGAUCUGGAAGAGGAUUUAACUAAGAAAAGAAAAAUAAAAUCCUCACCACUGUCAGACAGUGGAAAGAGAAGGAAAACUUCAGUCAAAUCCACCACAAGUCCAAGUUCAGAAAAUACCAUCUCAAGUUCCAGUGUACAUAACAGAAGUGUUUCACCUCCACCUGUCUUACUGCAGGAAAGUGUUUCCACAGACUUUGUUAUAUCGCCUAUAGGGAGGGACUCUGAGCAAGACCCAUACUCUCAAUAUAGUGACGUUACAGACUCAAGUAUUCCAGUUUUAGUGUCUUGCGAAGGUGAUACUUCAGUUCUUGAAGGUUCUUUCAGAGAUGAUGCUUUCCCUUUGACUCCCCCAGACUUGGAUGAAACAAUACGGGAUGAAAAAAUAAAACGACUUAAACAGCUCUUGAGAGAACGAGAAGCAGCGCUUGAAGAGAUGCGUAGAAAAAUGCAGCAAAGCUGA